This is a messenger RNA of Acytostelium subglobosum LB1, 984 nucleotides long. RefSeq lists its product as hypothetical. NCBI's taxonomy places the organism in Eukaryota, Evosea, Eumycetozoa, Acytosteliales, Acytosteliaceae. Bases 1 to 984 code for a protein of 327 amino acids. The record is from RefSeq and is a predicted model, not a curated record. The transcript has a single exon.
AUGAGAAGACAGGCAUACCCGAUUGUAAAGAGAUAUUACUCGUUCCUGUGGAGAUUGCAAUCACGUGAUACAGUGGUCAAGAAGAGACGUGUAGCAGAGGAGUGCUUCAUUGAUGAGUUUGGUUGGAGUGUAUUCGCAAGAGGCUUCGUUGUCGAACUGGUGGCCAAUGCCAUGCUCAUACUUGUCAUUCGAUUCCUCGUCGGUGACGACAGAUAUUGGAGUGCUGUUGGCACUCGCUCAAGCACAUUCAUCAGUGGAUCACAGCAAUCUCAUACCAUCGACAUCCAACUAUUCAUCAACAUCAUCCUGUUGACUGCGGUCUCUACAUUCAUCAGCUAUCGAGCAUUACAACAAAAGAUAAAGCAUCAGUUCAAUGAUGACAGAGGUGGCAUCAGUGUGCGUGACGGCAGCGACGACAAGGUUACCGUUGCCUAUCGCAGCAACAUUGUCGAGUCUGGCAUCAGAGAGGAGUUUGCACAUGUCCCACCAACAUUCUAUCAAUAUUUCAAGGAGGCAACGAUGCUGCUCGUCAUGGAGAUGAUAUACAACUUGCUCUUUGCUGUCUGUUUCGUCUUUGCAUUCAACUUCCAACAGCAGAUGUAUGCAAGCGACACGAGCAUAACACUGCCACAGGCUGGCGACUCGACGGCAAUUGCAUUCGGCAAGUAUGUUGUCGAGUUCCUUCUGUUCCGUUCACCGGCACUCCCGAUUGCAGUGGCGGCCACUGUUGGCGUGUUGGCAACACAACAUCUAUCGGUAUUCCAAACACAGAUGCAAACGUUUGACUAUGCAUUCACCAAGCUGCAGGUGGAGCUGAUCAAUAGAGUGUCAAGCAUUGAUGAACAACUAUUACUAGAGUUCCCACGCAAAGCAAUACGGAUCUAUCGCAAGAGUGUCAAUCAAGGAAUUGUCGGACGUCUACUCUACAACCCACUGCGGCUCAUCGUCAUAUCACUCUGGUAUGACUUUGUCAUGGGCUUCUGA